This is a messenger RNA of Cyphellophora europaea CBS 101466, 729 nucleotides long. RefSeq lists its product as uncharacterized. The record is from RefSeq and is a predicted model, not a curated record. Gene Ontology annotation, molecular function: cholestenol delta-isomerase activity; steroid Delta-isomerase activity; C-8 sterol isomerase activity. Gene Ontology annotation, biological process: sterol biosynthetic process. The transcript has 3 exons. NCBI's taxonomy places the organism in Eukaryota, Fungi, Ascomycota, Eurotiomycetes, Chaetothyriales, Cyphellophoraceae. Bases 1 to 729 code for a protein of 242 amino acids. Gene Ontology annotation, cellular component: membrane; endoplasmic reticulum.
AUGAACGCAACAACUGUCCCCGUGGCUGCGGCGAUACAUCCAUACUAUCCUCUCGGCGUGCACAUCCCCGGCUAUGUGGACAAUGACGCCUUCAUCAAGGACUACGUUUUCCCCUUCCUAAGCAGCUGGCUGGUCAUUAUGGGUGCAGCCUGGCAAGUCUCGCGAUGGGCGACCCCCAAGCUCAAGACCAGCGAUCGAUUGACGCUGUGCUGGUUCUUUCUGUGUGGCUUGAUUCACUGUUUCUUCGAAGGCUAUUUUGCCCUGAAUCACGCACGCAUGGGCAAUGCCAAGGAUCUGUUCGGGCAGCUUUGGAAGGAGUAUGCAUUGUCGGAUUCGCGCUAUCUGACGUCGGACCCCUUUACCUUGUGGAUGGAAACCAUCACCGCCUUCUUCUGGGGUCCUCUGUCACUUGUCCUGGUGUACAUGAUCAGUGCCGACCAUCCCCUUCGCCAUCCCAUCCAGGCAAUGGUGUCCAUGGGCCAGAUUUAUGGUCUGUUGCUCUACUACGCAACGGCUCUUUUCGAGCACUACUACAACGGUCUCACCUUCUGUCGUCCUGAAGGCUAUUAUUUCUGGUUCUACUAUGUGGCUGUGAACGCUGUCUGGUUGGCCAUACCCGGCCCUCUGCUAGUACACAGCGUCCAUACGAUUGGGAAGGCGUUUCAGCAACUCAAGGAUACAGCCUCGGCUGCCAAGCCUCAAGCGAAUGGCCACAUCAAGCAUGAUUGA